This is a messenger RNA of Rhipicephalus sanguineus (brown dog tick), 2703 nucleotides long. RefSeq names its product fatty acid synthase. The record is from RefSeq and is a predicted model, not a curated record. Lineage: Eukaryota; Metazoa; Arthropoda; Arachnida; Ixodida; Ixodidae. Gene Ontology annotation, biological process: fatty acid biosynthetic process. Gene Ontology annotation, molecular function: fatty acid synthase activity.
GUUAUUCCUGAGCCAAAGGCCCGCGGAAAGCACUGGGUCAGUUCCUCCGUUCCGGAGAGCCGCUGGGAGGAGCCGAUCGCUCAGCACUGCUCAGCCGAGUACUUCGUCAACAACCUCGUUUCGCCCGUGCUCUUCUGCGAGGCGCUGCGACACGUGCCCAGGGACGCAAUAGUUGUCGAGUUCGCGCCCCACUGCCUUCUGCUGUCUAUUCUACGCCGUGCACUGGGCUCUGGCGCCUCCUGUGUGGGCCUCAUGAAGAGGGACACGGACAACCACUCGUUCUUCCUGGGCUCGCUGGGCAAGCUUCACACUCUGGGAGUGCAGCUGGAUCCGUCCGCUCUGUACCCGCCCGUUCCGUGGCCACUGCCACGAGGCACGCCUAAUAUCGGGCACCUGGUCAGUUGGGACCACACGCAGCAGUGGGCCGUCGCGUCAUGGAGAGAUGUGGCUACACUUGUACAGGGAAAGGACGACACAUUCAACAUUGACGUUCACGGAAACGAGGACACCGUCUACCUGGCUGAACAUCGACUCGCCGGCCAGGUGACGUUACCAGUGGCUUUUCACCUUCUGCUCACCUGGAAGUCUCUCAGCAGACGUCGCGGAAAGCGCGUCGAUGAAGUGUCCGUCGUUUUUGAGAACGUCAAGGUGCACAGGACCGUCCUCGUGCCCGAGACGGGCACCUUCCGCAUUGCGGUGACCAUCAUGUACUCUUCCGGCGAGUUCGAAGUGUGUGAGGAAGGCACGGUGGUAGUGAGUGGUUCCAUUCGCGUCGCCAAUGCCGGAGCCUCGGCGGCCGACAUGGAGUUGCCGGCUGCUUCCUCCGAGAACACUACCUACGAACUGGACGCCGAGGACGUGUACAGGGACCUGGCUGUGCGUGGUUACGACUACCAGGGAGACUUCCGGGGCAUUCUGAAGGCUGACUUGCGAGAGCCGUGCGGAAAGCUUCAAUGGAAGGAUAACUGGGUGACCUUCGUCGACAGCAUGAUCCAGUUCGUCAUGUUCAAGAGCCCCGUUCGUGUGCUCAGAAUGCCUACGAGCAUCGAGUUUUGUCGCUUCGAUCCCUACGUUCAAGCCGAAGUUCUCGAGAAGGCCGGUGACACAGGUGUGCCAGUCCUCUACAACCAAAUCACAGACACUUGCCAUGCUGGAGGCGUCGUUAUUCGAGGUCUACACGCAGACACCGUCGACUGCGAGGUCGAGGAGCAGAAACCGCUCGUUGAAGAGUGCCGUUUCGUCCCGUACAUUGACGACAAAGAGACCAUAGAUGACAGAGUGUCCCUCACCCGUGAAUACGUGGAAAUCUGUUGCAGCGUUGCCGGGCGGGCCUUCGAAAACUGCUGCGACGGCAAGUUUUUUAUUCGCGAUGUUAUGAAAGACUUGCGUGACGUCCCUGAGCACGUGGUCAAACGGCAUCUCGAAGAACCAAGCGAGAGCAACGGCCUCUUGCGGUUCCUUCACGACGUCCACAAGCAAGCCAAACGCGCCGACACUUCUCUCGAGGCGUUUGUCCAGUCGGCCCUGCCUGCACACAAGGAAGACUUAGAAGCCGAUAUACUUAACACCGCCCUUUUUGAGGAAGACCCUCUAAGGUUCCUCCUUGACAUCGCGGUCGAAAACAGCAGCCCGAAGAAGUUCCGAGUACUCGAACUGGCAGCUCAAGAGAGCGACUCCCUGCUGGUUGCCUGGUUAGCGAAGUACCUUUCCGAGUUCAACCUGCUGCCCACUACCGAGUACACGGUGGCACAUGCGUCGCCGGAGAGACUGUCGGGAAAGGUACCUCAGGGUACCACGGUGGUGCCACUGGGCUCGGCAUCAUCCAAGAAGAAGCUCCCCGAAGCGGACUUGAUCGUGGCCCGGAGCGCCACGUGGGUCUCGAACGAAACGACCAGCCUCGCCGAAGAAGUGUCCGCCAUUUGCAUAGAAAACGGUUUCGUUCUGCUCGCCCAGCGUACGGCGCUCACGCCCGCCGAAUCGAUGCUCGGCAAAAUCGGGGGCGUCCGUCCAGCAGCGACCGCGGCCGAUGAAGUCGAAGCUCAGUUUUUGAAACACGGGCUACGGCUGGUGGCUUUGAAGUCCAAUAACCUGUCUGCCCUCUAUCUCUUCAGGAAGCGUUCCGCGGCCCUCGAAGAAGCGAAGCAGGAGAUAGUGCCCGUUUACGGCAAACGCGGCGACUUAGUCGAUUCGGUCAAGAAGAAGGCGCUCGACUACGACUGGAAGCCGAAAGGCGAGAACAUGUGGCUCCUCGCGGAGGAGGCUGGAACGAGUGGCGUCGUCGGUUUGGCGAACUGCCUCCGGUACGAAUCCGGUGGAAGCCAUAUCAGAUGCGUAUUCGAUGCUGGUUCUUCCGGAACGAACAAGGUGGCUGACUUCAGCGCGAAAAAUCCAGAAUACAAGGACGUAAUGGACAGGGACAUGUUCAUGAACGUUUACCGCAGUGGACAGUGGGGUUCCUACCGGUACCUGGUCGCAAAGAACUCUACCGCCAGGAAAAACACGCGGUUUGCUGUCCUCAACUUGCUGAAACGCGGUGACCUGUCCAGCCUAGAUUGGUGCGAGUCCCCGUUGCCCUACGGUACGAUGCCCACUACCAAGGAGGCCACCGGCACGAUCACGUGCGAUGUGCACUAUGCUGCGGUGAACAGUAGAGACGUAGUGUUUGCCACAGGACAACUGCCUCCAGAGGCACUCGUAGAGUAA